GUAGUAUACUAAAAAUGUGUUGUCGUUCGUCUAGUCGUCUCCCUAAAUUGGUCCGUCGUUCUUUAAAGUUCACUCCGAUUCUCAGUCUCGUUUCCGUCGGAUUCUCUCUUUCUGGUGACCGGAGUUCCGUCGCUUGAGUUUAAUCCUAUCGAAGAGCAGGUUUACAGAACUGCAAGCGCUUGCCAUCCAUCAUGUCUAGAGAGGAUUUGAGUGAUACUCUUCGGAUACUUGUUGCAACUGAUUGCCACUUGGGCUACAUGGAGAAGGAUGAAAUAAGGCGCCACGAUUCCUUCAAGGCUUUUCAAGAGAUUUGCUCUAUUGCUGAGGAUAAACAGGUUUUGAUUUUUUUUAUCCUUUCCCUUGCCACUAUUUUCAUUUCUUCUUCUUUUCCUCAUUAUUUCAAACAGGUGGACUUCUUACUCCUUGGAGGUGAUCUUUUCCAUGAGAAUAAACCCUCUAGAACUACGCUUGUUAAAGCCAUUGAGAUUCUUCGUCGCCAUUGCCUUAAUGAUAAACCCGUGCAGUUUCAAGUGGUCAGCGACCAGACUGUAAAUUUUCAAAAUGCGUUUGGUCAUGUAAAUUAUGAGGAUCCCCACUUCAAUGUAGGCUUGCCCGUCUUUAGUAUUCAUGGAAACCAUGACGAUCCAGCUGGAGUGGACAACCUUUCUGCAAUUGAUAUCCUCUCAGCAUGCAACCUCGUGAAUUAUUUUGGAAAGAUGAAUCUUGGUGGUUCGGGUGUUGGCCAGAUUUCUCUCUACCCUAUACUUAUGAGGAAGGGUUCAACAACUGUGGCUCUCUAUGGUUUAGGAAACAUCAGGGAUGAACGUCUCAACAGAAUGUUUCAGACCCCACACGCUGUCCAAUGGAUGAGGCCUGAAGUUCAAGAAGGCUGUGACGUUUCUGACUGGUUCAAUAUUCUGGUGCUUCAUCAAAAUAGGGUGAAAUCAAACCCCAAAAAUGCAAUAAGCGAGCACUUUCUUCCUCGGUUCCUCGACUUCAUUGUGUGGGGCCAUGAGCAUGAAUGCCUUAUCGACCCCCAGGAGGUAUCUGGAAUGGGCUUCCACAUCACACAACCAGGAUCUUCUGUGGCAACAUCACUGAUUGAUGGGGAAUCAAAGCCAAAGCAUGUUCUUCUCUUAGAAAUCAAGGGCAAUCAAUAUCGUCCUACGAAGAUACCUUUGACAUCUGUGAGGCCUUUUGAGUAUACAGAGAUUGUUUUAAAGGAUGAAGAUGAUAUUGAUCCCAAUGAUCAAAACUCAAUUCUCGAACACUUGGAUAAAGUGGUCAGAGAUCUAAUAGAAAAAGCAAGCAAAAAAGCUGUCAACAGAUCAGAUAUCCAGCUCCCGUUGGUUCGAAUCAAGGUAGAUUACUCUGGAUUUAUGACGAUAAAUCCUCAAAGAUUUGGACAGAAAUAUGUGGGAAAGGUUGCAAAUCCCCAGGACAUUUUAAUAUUCUCCAAAGCUUCUAAGAAAGGUCAACGCGAAGGCACCAUCGAUGAUUCUGAGCGGCUCCGUCCAGAAGAACUGAACCAGCAAAAUAUAGAAGCACUAGUAGCUGAAAGCAACCUGAAAAUGGAGAUCCUUCCAGUUAACGAUCUUGACGUUGCUCUUCAAAAUUUUGUGAACAAGGAUGAUAAACUAGCUUUCUACUCAUGCGUUCAGUACAAUCUUCAAGAGACUCGUGGUAAACUUGCAAAAGAUUCAGAUGCCCAGAAAUUUGAGGAGGACGAUCUGAUUCUUAAAGUGGGAGAGUGCUUAGAGGAACGCUUGAAAGAUAGGUCAACUCGACCCAGUGGUUCCUCACAGUUUUUAUCCACUGGAUUGACAUCAGAGAAUUUGACGAAAAGAAGCAGUGGCAUCGCGAAUGCUUCUUUCAGUGAUGAUGAAGACACGACUCAGAUCUCUGGUUCAGUGCCUGCCACUAGAGGACGGAGAGGUUCAUCCACUGGUACAUCUCGUGGCAGAGCUAAAGCCCCAACCAGAGGAAGAGGCCGAGGUAAGGCCUCGAGUGCGAUGAAGCAAACCACUCUUGAUGGUUCUCUUGGUUUGCGCCAGUCUCAGAGAUCUGCUUCAGCUUCCUUCAAAAGUGCUUCUACCAUUGUAGAAGACGAUGUGGAUUCUCCUUCAAGCGAAGAAGCAGAGCCUGAAGAUCUUAACCAAGUUGACAGCAGUUCGGAGGAGGAAGAGAACACUAGAGGCAAAGGACGGAAAAGACAAGCUACUACUAAGAGAGGCAGAGGUAGAGGUACGGUGACAUCAAAACGUGGUAGAAAAAACGAAAGCUCUUCUUCACUUCAUAGGCUGCUCAGUAGCAAAGACGAAGACGAGGACGAAGAUGAUGAAGAUAUUGAAAAGAAGCUAAACAGAUCUCAGCCUCGGGUUACAAGGAACUAUGGAGCUCUAAGAAGAUAAAAUGGCAAGCUCUCCGACGUCCCAGCUCACAACGAAGCUUUAUAGUGUUUUUUUCUCUUCAUUCGUAGCGACUUCUCACGCCAAAUAACGCUGAAAAGAGCAACCAAACACUGAUGAGUCUUUGUGAAAUGGGUAGUGAGAAUUUUGUAGUGUACUUUUUACCGUGCUCUUUUUGAGUUUUGAUGUUGAUCAAUGAGGAAAUAUAUUUUAUUAUCAGACAUCUUUGUUUAACAUCGUUUGUGUCAGUAAUAAUAUGUAAAACGCGAUCAA
Brassica oleracea var. oleracea is the source of this 2681-nucleotide messenger RNA. Its product is annotated as double-strand break repair protein MRE11. The transcript is spliced from 22 exons. Gene Ontology annotation, molecular function: DNA endonuclease activity; manganese ion binding; 3'-5'-DNA exonuclease activity. The record is from RefSeq and is a predicted model, not a curated record. Lineage: Eukaryota; Viridiplantae; Streptophyta; Magnoliopsida; Brassicales; Brassicaceae. Gene Ontology annotation, biological process: double-strand break repair via homologous recombination; mitochondrial double-strand break repair via homologous recombination; mitotic G2 DNA damage checkpoint signaling. The coding region runs from base 192 to 2411 and encodes 739 amino acids. Gene Ontology annotation, cellular component: Mre11 complex; nucleus.